This is a messenger RNA of Ictalurus furcatus (blue catfish), 3464 nucleotides long. Its product is annotated as cytochrome b5 reductase 4. The coding region runs from base 366 to 1949 and encodes 527 amino acids. Gene Ontology annotation, biological process: generation of precursor metabolites and energy; superoxide metabolic process. The record is from RefSeq and is a predicted model, not a curated record. Gene Ontology annotation, cellular component: endoplasmic reticulum. NCBI's taxonomy places the organism in Eukaryota, Metazoa, Chordata, Actinopteri, Siluriformes, Ictaluridae. The transcript has 16 exons. Gene Ontology annotation, molecular function: oxidoreductase activity; heme binding.
AGUGACGUGAGAUUGGUGCGCUGUCGCCGGUGCUAAUAUUAUAAAAUUAGAGCUAAGCAACAAGAAUUAUAUUCACAAAUUAUAUUAAUAUGUAUGAACUCUGCGUUUCCUCUAGCUGUUUAUUUGGAUUCAAACACUUGGGCGGUCUGAGAGAACUGGCGAGUAGGUUGAACUGUUCAGAAUGGUAACUGUACGAUGGGGAAAUGGUACAACUUUACCGCCUCUGAGGAAGAAACAUUUCGUCAUCGUCAACUUGACAUUUCCGCUUGAAUAAAGCUGUUGCCGCAGCUUGCUGGGGAAGAACGAAAUCUAACGUUGUAAUUGCAGUGUUUCUUGGGAAUUUGAGCUGUUUUAGAAGAGCAGAGAUGCUGAAUGUGCCCUCGCAGUCAUUCCCCGCAGUGAGCUCUCAGCAGCGAGUCGCUCCGGCCGGCCAGCCCAGGAACAAGGUAGCCCUGAAGCCGGGUCACAGUCUUAUGGACUGGAUCCGGCUCACCAAAAGCGGCCAUGACCUGACUGGACUGAAGGGGAGAUUGAUCGAGGUAACAGAAGAGGAACUAAAGAAACACAACACUAGAAAUGACUGUUGGACAUGUAUAAGAGGUAUGGUGUAUAAUGUGAGUGCAUACAUGGAUUUCCACCCUGGUGGGGAGGAGGAGCUGAUGAAGGCAGCUGGUAUUGAUGGUACUGACCUGUUUGACCAGGUGCACCGUUGGGUGAAUUAUGAGUCCAUGUUGAAAGAGUGCCUGGUCGGCAGGAUGGUGGUAAAAGCCAGCACAGUCAUUAAAGCAAAGCCAUCGAAACCUGAGAACAGUCUUCUGAAUGGUCUUGCUCCUCCUGCUACUUUGUUGUUGGAUUCAGCAGCAGCAGCCCCAGCGCCAAAAGACAAUCACCCUCGAUAUGACUGGUUCCAGACAGAGGAAACUGUUAAUAUUGUUAUUUACACCAAGCGUAAGAUUCCGAGAUCUGGCUGUUCAGUAGUGGACCAUCAAGGAAACAUUCUGCGGAUAGAGGUGCUUUUAGGACACUGGUCAUAUCUACUUCACUGGAGUCUUUCUCAUGAAGUAGAAGAAAAUGUUAUAGUUCAGACAGUGAGUUCGGUCGGGAAGGUCGAGGUGUGUUUGCACAAAGUGCUCAAAGCCAAGUGGGCACAACUGGGUCAACCCCUAGAAUCCCAUGAUUCAUUUAUUCAGAGUAAACACCGCGGGCUGUUCUACAGAGACUGUGUAUUGGUUUCAAAGAAAGACGUUACACAUGACACGCAGCUCUACUGUUUCCGGUUACCUCCUGGAGCACAAAUGCAAAUCCCUGUGGGGAGACAUGUCUACCUCAAAGCGUCCUUUCAGGGCAGUGAAGUUGUAAAACCCUACACACCAGUAGACCAGGUGCUCAUGCCCCAGAUUCACUCCAGCAACACGCUGAGCUCUGAAAUCUAUCUGAUGAUUAAGAUCUAUCCUGAUGGAGCAUUCACACAACAUUUGGACAACCUUGACAUCGGAGCCACUGUGGCCGUGAGUGGUCCAGAGGGUCCCUUUACACUCAGGAGUCUGCGUGAUGUCACUCAUUUGUACCUCUUAGCUGCUGGCACUGGUUUCACACCCAUGGCUCGCCUCCUCUGCCUUGCCUUACAGGACCUGCCUUCUGUCAGAAAGACCAAGCUGAUGUUCUUCAAUCGUCAAGAGAGGGACAUUCUGUGGUACUCUCAGCUAGAGCAGCUGUGUGCAGAGGAAGAGAGAUUUCAGGUUGAACACAUUCUCUCAGAGGCUGCAGACUCAUGGACAGGCAAAAGAGGACGAAUCAAUGCCACGAUGCUGCAGGCAUUCCUGGAAAGACCAGGAGACUCCAAGUGCUUAGUGUGUGUGUGUGGGCCAACUGGUUUCACUGAGCUGGCAGUGCAGCUGGUCAAGAAGCAGGGACUCAGUGAAAAGGACAUUCACAUUUUCAAGAGUUGAGCCCUAAAACUGAGUACUAGAGAUUUCUAUGCAUCACAGACUGCAACGACCUUUAGUAACUCCCAAUGAUUGAUUUGAGGUUACUAUUCAGUAAAUAGCAAUGCCCUUCUCUUACAUAUAUGAUCAUCUGGAAAUCCUAUGCACUUCUUUCAUCUCAUCAUUUCCGGGUCACCUGUCCUUCUGUCAUGGGCUGCUUUUAUUUAACAUAUAAAUUUGGAAGGAAUUUGCUGUCUGCAGUUGUGGGAUAUAGCACUGCCAAUGUAAAUUCAAAUUGUAUCCAUCAAAUGCAUUUUGGUUCUAUUUUGUUAUAUGGCAUGGUCAUUUUCUCUUAUUACAAAAUUUAUAUAUGACCCAAUCAGCUAAACCAUGCAGCCAGGGAAUGCUAAUUGUAAAUGUAAAUGAGUCUGUUUAGAUUUUCACUUGAAAAGUUAACUGUGUAGAUUCACUCCACAGCCCUCGAUUGGUGAGCUGAACUGAAACUAAAGAGCUCAUUUUGAAAAUAGUGCCCUGGUUUGAGUAUUUAUGGCUUCUGUAUAGUUUGGACUUAUUUAGCAAUUUAUUAUUAUUUAUUAUUUGAACUUGAACACACCGUUGUACCAGAAAAGGUCUAACUGUUUCCCAGAUCUUGAGAGUGAAACUGGAUUUAGAGAUGCUGGUAUAUUUGUUAGACAGUUUUAAAUGCAGGUAGCAUUAAACACUGAAGUGGUAGGAGCACCAAGGCAGGGACAACAAAUGUCAGCAUUUUGUGAUUUUCUUUUGUUUGUCGUCUAGAGCAGUGUUUCCCAACCGGGGUGCCAUCUGAUGAGAGCAGGGGUGCCGUGUAAAAAUCCUUCAAACAUUUCUAAAAUGCCAAAAUGUGUAUAAAACAUUUAAUAUAUAUGAUAACUAUCCGAUGUCUGAAAUAAUAACACAGACACAGAAAUAAUAAGACAGACACACACACAUGAUGAUGAUGAUGAUGAUAAUAAUAAUAAUAAUAAAAAAUUAUACCUAAAAAUAAUAAUAAUUUCCCCCCCCAGACCCCCCUCGCUGACCUGUCAGCAGUGCGUCAGCAUCAGUCUGUGUAACGUAUGCGUGGGUUUUAUCCUAAUAAUUAGCAUGUGACGGUGUGUGUGUGUAGUGCAAAAGAGUAUGGACAUAUUUUUUUUAAAAGAAAUGCUCCAGAUGCUUCUGGACCCUCAGCUUCAUCCUCAUGUAGCUAACGCUGUCUAGCAUUAGUAUUUGUGUAGGGUGCCACAAUAUAUAUAUUUUUUUAAUUUUCAAAGGGUGCUGUGGCUGAAAAAAGGUUGGGAAACGCUGGUCUAAAGGACUGACUCAUGCUUGCCUCACUAGUCUUAAGUGAGUCUCCAGAUUAGUCUCGUAUCAAGCCAGUGAGCCAGGAAUAUAAACAUCUCUCUGAUCCAGCAGGGCUCUAGAGUUGGUGCAAGGAAUAUGGAAUUGUAAACAAAAUGAAUAAAAUGUACAAAAAUUCACAAUAAAAUUAUACAACACUGAAAUAUUGUGACUUGUUUGUUU